GUGGGUAUUUAGGUGGGGAAAAGAUGGUUGGGAUGGAAUAGUAAAAAAGGAAGAAAUGUAUCGGAAGACUGAUAUCCAGAUGAGGCAGAUGUUAUUCGGAAGUCAUCCUGGAGCUUUUGGUCCGCAUGACUGAGCAUAAGAUCGUAAACAACAAGUGUCACGUGUUCUCAGCUGAACCCAGGCAGACAUAACGUAUAUCCUUGUCUACCCAUAAAUGAUUAAGCAUUUUCCUUUGAAACUGAAAGCUUGCGUCAUGCAAUGUACUGGCUUCACAAGCUACAAACAUUACACCCAUGUGUUGGCGUAAGACCAAGCUAUAUCGUCGCUCGCAGGUCAGUCUGUGUGUCUCAAGAUUUUGAAUCAUUUGUUAUAUUCUGACAGAAGACACAGUGUGAUAACAAGUAAUUAAUUGUCACCAAGGAGUCGUGACGUCAUGGAAAUGCUUCCCGGCGUCCAGCCAGGCACUCUGGGCCUUGACCUGAAGAUUGGCGCACACGAAAAGAGCCUAAAAUACAGGACAUUCAUCGUUGAAGGCAUAUUAAAGGAAACCGAAUUUAAGCAUUUGAAAUUGGCAGCUCUAAAUACACUCGGGACAUUCAAAUUCCACCAAGGAGAGUUUCUGGAGGCAUCGGUGUAUUUUCAACGAGUUUUAGAUGAAGAUCCUCGGAAUCUUAACGCAUGGGCAAAUCUGAAUCAUGUACACCUCUCUUUAAAAUGUCCAAAUGGUUGGCACUUGGAUGAUCAGCUGAGAAAGGCAAACGAUUUGGACCCUGAGGAAGACAUGGCUAGAGGUCAGGCUCGGUGCUUGGCAGAACAGGCUUUCGCAGUGCGUGGGACGUGUGCCACCACCUUUACCGGCACUGACGGUUUCUUCAAAUCCAAUGAACUCUAUUCCAGAGCAUUGUCCUUAGUUAAGGAUCUGCCCUUCGAAGGAGAGUUUGGUGGCUGGAAGCUUAUCAUGAUAAAAAAUCUCAGAUAUAUUUGUCGUAAUUUGGAUCAUCUUGAGACAGCGUCUGAAACUAUUAAAGCAUAUUUCGAGGAGGCUGUGGAUCUCGCUUGUAGUCUCUAUGAAACCGUUCGCGGGAGAAAGGAAUUUGCAUUGUUAGAAGGCCAUAUCUUGAUUCAUCUCGGAUAUUUUUUGUCAAAGACGCUGAGAUACGUUGACAACAGUCAUUGGAAUUUGACAUCCGCACUUCAAGUAAAAUAUACCAGUCUUACUUGGGAGCUUGACAAUCCUCUGGAAUGCUUCAAACGAGCAGUGACCUUGGCACCGGGUAGCACCAAAGUCUUAAACAUGAGUGCCCGAUCAAUGAAUUUGUAUCUGAAUGGAGACAUGAAUACGUCAUUAGAACUUCUUGAGCAGUCAAUCGGCAUUGACCCAUCUCCGGUCAACUGGUUUGCGAGGUUUGAACGAGCCGACAUUCGCAGACGACAGUACGUCGCAGACAAGCGGGCGUGGGAAAACGGCGACUCUAUGCCUGAUAGGGACCUCCUUCUCAAAGCUGUGAAGGACUAUCUCUUCAUCAUCAAAUGUACCCCUAGUCCAUACUAUACAUGUGAACUGGCUAUGGUGUACUGUGAGAUUGCAAUAACUUACAAACAGACUGAGGAAGAAACUCUGGCCAAUGAAUACACCAUGAAGUCCUUGGAGUGUUUCCGGCGGGCCCUGGUCACUCUGGACGGGCGCCAGCUGCCACAUCUUCACUAUCAUCACGGACUCUGUCUGAAAAACUUCGGAGAGUUGAGGUACGCCAUCGAGGCCUUCAAGCGCUCUGUGGAGUCUCACGGUAAAGGAAGCACGGAGACGGGAUGUUUGGAACACCUUCUGGACAGUCUGUGCAAGGAGUACAUCCACAACGUCGACCGGGAUCACUCUCACUCCAUCCUCGCGGAAAUGACCUUCUGGGUGAUAUGUGCUUUUGACAAAUACGACACAGAAAACCUUACACUGGCUCUGGAGGCCUGUGCGCUCAAGGAACCGCUUGCCUUUACUGAUCUGACCAUCUCUGCUAUAGCAGAGAAGGCAUUUUCUGUCGGGGAAAUAUGUUCAGAUAUAUGUCUAAGACUCGGAAAGGCCACGAGCGCUAGUUAUUAUGCGCAACGAAUGAGAAAAAUCUGUUCUGCCAUGAAAAAUUCUCAACAGUUCGUUCUUUCGACCAGAGUGCCCUCUGCCAGAAAUAAGGGCGGGUUCAAGUAUGAUUUUGUUAUUAUUUACAGUGAGGGCGACAGGGCUUGGGUACUGUAUUCACUUCUGUUGAAGCUUGAGCAAGAGUUCGGUUUUAAGGGAUUUGUGGACGACCGUGAUGCUGUUCCUGGGAAAUCGCAUUUGCAUAAUUUUGAAUAUGCGCUUGAGAGCAGUUAUAAGGCACUGGUGAUCUUGAGCCCCGACUUCCUGGACAACGCCUGGUGUAAGCAUGAAAUGCAGACGGCCAUCACCAGGAUGCUGAACAAGAAACAAAUCGACACGGUCGUCCCAAUAAAGAUCAAGGAAUGCGAGACUCCAGACUGUUUUAAUUGUAUCACGGCUUUUCAAGCCUUUGACAGGGUACAGUGGGACAAACUUCUCGAGGCCAUGCAGUGAUUUGCCAUGUUGCCAGAAUUUAACCCGCAUCAACAAGCCCAAUCGUCAUACAAAUUAUCUUUCAGGAACCAUACACCGGUGUGUAAUAUAUAAUCUGCGUCAGUAGGCAAGAUGAAGUGCAGCAGAAAUCUAAAAUCCUAAACAUUGUCCUAGAUUCUAUUUCGGUGUGUAUAUGUUUUUCAUUUGGAAUACACCGGGGUCCCGCCAAAAAUGC
Molecule: messenger RNA, 2795 nt
Organism: Haliotis rubra (blacklip abalone)
Lineage: Eukaryota; Metazoa; Mollusca; Gastropoda; Lepetellida; Haliotidae
Product: tetratricopeptide repeat protein 22-like
Exons: 2
Coding region: 434-2581 (715 amino acids)
Biological process (GO): signal transduction
Molecular function (GO): protein binding
Source: RefSeq, a predicted model, not a curated record